AGAUUGUAGUUUUUUUUUUUUUAUAACACUGAAAUAUCAUUGUUCUCCAUACAAUAGAGACAUAGGUUCGAACGAGCCCAUUAAACCGGAAAGCUUAAGAAACAAGAAAAACAAGAGAGGAGAAAAAAACAAAUACCAGUAGGCACCAAAUGAUAUAAGGCAUGUCCUAGGUGAUUCCACCCAAAAAAAGCAUUACUUGGCUUGCGCUUCUAGUACCAGGAGAUGGUGAAGCCACACAGGAGCAUUGUAAGCAAUAUAAGAUUGAUGUCGAUGGUCUCGAGUCACACAUACUGCGAGUGCGUCAGCAGCUUCAUUUCUACUUGGCCGACAAUGAUCUAAACUCCACAUCUCAAUCUCCGAGAGAUAGCUUUGAAUAGUAUGAAUGAUCCUUGAGAACUGGGGAAAUAACGUUGGAUUUGUUAGGAUUUCCAGAGGUAAGAAAGUUGUAGUUUACCGGAAGAAAAAUAAAACAAAAGAGAAAUAGAUAAUUAAGAAGGAUAAUAUAGUAUAUAUUGUAGGAAUGUUAGAGGCCUUUUAUUUUUUGGUUAUAUUUUUAAUUAUGAUUUGUUUGGUAGCUGCUGAAUGCAAUUUUCCUUUUAAUAAUAUAGAUGAGAUGUAAAUAUGUGUAAAUCAAUUGCUUCCGCCAGGUUAUCUCCGGCGUCCAUUUGCUUGGUUCUCCUCGUUGGUUUAAGGUGUUCUGAAACUCGUCACGUUGAUCUCUGGAGCUGCUUUCGGCGUCUGGAGUGGUUUCCCACUAGACGAUGGCCGGACCUGGACCUAGUCAACCCCGCUUCGCCUAUUGUUUAGCUUGGGAUAGGCUUCGACCCCUAAGCCUAUUCUCCGGCUGAAUUGCUCUCUGAUUUAUGCUCUUGGUGCAGGUACCGGCUUCAAGAUAAAGCAUCGAUCAACUAGAAUUGUAAUGAUGCUAGUUUUGUCUAGCUUUAAUCAAACCCUCGGGUGAUGAUUAAAUCUUCAUGUCACUGAAUGUCUUUUUUUUUUUUUUUAAUCUUUUUUGGGGCAUUCACUGACCCUUGCUUUAUUUAUUAGCUUAUUUUAGAUGCAAUAGUUUUUGAUUCUUCAAAAUCAAAUGUAUCUCAUGUAUCACAUUAUUCAUUAAUGAAAAUUCACAUACUUAUCAAAAAAAAAAAAAAAAACGGAGUACCAAGGAAGACUGGGAAGAAUGGAUGAGACAUUUUAGUAUUGAAUUACUUAAAGAGUCUCCCUCUCCAGCAUUGAGAACUUGUGCAAAACUUGCUCAUUUGCAGGUGUUUCAUCUAUGCUCUUUCUUUUUCUCUCUCUCUCUCAUAAGGGUAUGCAUUUUAACGACUGUAUAUUACAGCCUUUUGUCGGGAGAGAAUUGUUUGCCGUUGGUUUUGUCAGUUGCUGGGCACAGAUGAAUGAAGCUAGCCAAACGCAGUUAGUUAGGAGCUUGGAGAUGGCUUUUUCAUCUCCAAAUAUCCCUCCUGAGAUUUUGGCGACACUACUUAAUUUGGUAUGUUCUUUGUUAAGCUACAAAAAUUAAGUAUGCUUUCCUUUAACUAUGGUUAUGCUCAUUGAAUGCUAGUGUUUUAAGCAUAGGCAAAUAUAUAGUGUUAGCAAUGAGUUAGCUACGUCUUGCUUGAAUAGAAACAAAAUUCUGCUUAGGUCACCAUUUCCUUAGUGAUUGCACCUGUUAUUCUUUCUACUGAAAAAAACACCAUCAACUAAACAAUCUGCAAACGUUAAUAUUGACCCUGGUAUCCGAGUUUCUGCUUAAGACUGGAGUAAAGGAUCAUACAUUUAGAGUCAAAAUAAACCUACCUCUGUGUGAUCUUGGUUCUUGGUCCUGUCACAUGAGCUUUAUUUCCUCAAUACUCGUUUUAGGCAGAAUUUAUCCAACAUGAUGAAAAGCCUCUUCCCAUUGAUAUUCGUCUCCUGGGGGCUCUUGCUGAAAAGUGCCGUGUUUUUGCCAAAGCUUUGCACUAUAAAGAGAUGGAAUUUGAGGUUCCACGGUCCAGAAGGAUGGAUGCCAACCCAGUUGCUGUUGUUGAGGCUCUUAUACACAUAAAUAAUCAGCUACACCAGCAUGAGGCUGCUGUCGGCAUAUUGACCUAUGCUCAACAACAUCUUGAUGUGCAAUUAAAAGAAUCAUGGUAUGAGAAGCUGCAGCGAUGGGACGAUGCACUCAAGGCGUACACUUUGAAAGCAUCUCAAACAUCUAAUCUCCAUCUUGUAUUAGAAGCCACAUUAGGUAACCAAGUCUUAUAUUGGGAAGAUCCCGUGUUUUUAGUUUCCAUAUAAUUUCUCGUGGAAGUGGAAUCUAAGGUUUUUUUUUAUAUUUUUGGGGGUCUAUAUGUAUUGUCAGGCUCUGACGCAGCUAGUAUCGCAACAAAAAGGUCCAUGCAUCUGUUUUAUGUGCAUAAGCUCCAGACAUCUAUCCAUAUGGCUUUUUAUUCAUUAUCUGGAUAUAUGUAUUAGCUGUUGGGCCUAAUUAUUAAGCUUAUUAGCUCAAAUAAUGAAAGGCAAAUGUGAAAAGGAAAUGGGCUUACGAGCUCUUUGUAAAAAGCCAUGUUGGCAUUAAUGAAAGGAAAUAAGAGAGUCUCACAUCGAUUAAAACUUGAGAAGUUGUGAUGUAUAUAUAUGGUAUCACACUCUCUUUGGAUUAAACGGCUCAGAGGAAGAGAGAGCUCCCCACGCGCGCGCCGCCGUCCGGCUCGGCUCGGCGUGGGCUUGGGCUUGGGCGGAGGGCCUUUGGCCCGAUAAGAAUUAUUCUUUUUGGACCAAGUUAAGCUCAACGCUUUGCCAUUUUAUUUCUAAAAAACAGCAUGACAUUUGUGUAUAAACGACAUGUAGUUCGUUUAAAAAUUACACGAAGUUUAUCUGUUCGAAAUGGAUCAGAACGAGUCAACAAGAGAGAAACUUGCGGAGAAAGCUGCUCAACGUUCCACUCCGAGAUCUUUGCGAGAUUUUCGGAAAAAACGUUCGCAACAGUUUCGAAAAACCGCUCCUAGUCUUCUCUUUAAAUACGGACUCUCCUCUUCUCAUUUUCUUCAACUUUUUCACAUCGAAACCAGCAUCAAAAUUCCCUUAGCGUAAGUCAUAAAAACGAGAGUGUUUCGUAGAGUUUAUAGUUCGAUAGGACGAUCACGAGUGAGGCGUGAUUCGUCUACCAUGGUUGUAUCCUGGGACUCUAUAUUCGUACAGUCCCGUCUCACUAACGGAGCGAAUAUUUUGAGUUAAGGAAAGAGAUCAUAUCUCGCCUCCAUGUCUCGUUGCGAAUACGAUUUCUUAUCGUUCUCGUAUUCGUUUUCUAUAUUCGUCUAUUUCCUUAACUUCGCUUUUAUUAUAUCGUUUACAUCAGUCCGGUUUACUGGCUUCUACAAUCUUAACUCAAAAUCGCUUUAUGUUUAAAGCUUUAAACUGGUUGAUAAACGAUUAAUAGAAACGGGUUUCGGAACCGUGUUUGCUAUUUGCUUUCUAGCACUUCCGCGAAACGUUUGUUCUUAUAUCAAAACGAUGUUUGCGAUUUGCUAUACGCUUAUCCGCGAAACGUUUCUGGCUAAAUGUGUUUGCGAUUUGCCUUAAAGCACUUCCGCGAAAUGUUUCAGUUUUACUUUAUUACGCUUUGCGGAUUGCUUUCUAGCAUUUUCGCAAAACGUUUUUUGAUACAUUUCUUCAAACGUUAUAUAUAUGAAUCGUUUCAGUGACCGCUUUCUUAAGCGAGUCUGUGAAACAUUCUAAGUCUAUAAAAAUGGUUUCUGCGAACGCUUCUAAGCGAGUUUGCAAAACGUUUUUUCAAGACUUAUAUUGAUAUGAUUUGGUUCAAACACCAAAAAUGAACAUCGAUUUUAGACUAUUAUUUUCUUUAAAAUAAUAUGUUAAUUGUUGAAUGGAGUACUAAUCCAUUUUCAUGUUUUGUCUACAGGAAAAUGACAAACGAGAACGACACCCCCACUCCCAUGGACACCUCGGAUGUCAUUCAAACUUCACUCAACGCUGCAUCAACUGGCGUGACAACCGCUGGAAACAUCACAGCGUCAACCACUGCAGCAACAAUGAGCACUUUCCUCCCUGCGGGGAAUGCUGCUGAUGAAACCACUCGCCGUACCCUAUUCGGUGCUGGUCUUUAUCAGACGGGUUCAAUUUCAGCAACUGCAAGUGGUCCGGUGGCAGUUCAAACUCCUCCGACUGUCCCUAGUGUGUUCACUCAAGGACUGAUGCCACACAAAUUUGAUGGCAAAGGCUUCAAAAUGUGGCAGAAGAAGAUAUUGUUCUUCCUGGCAACGAUGAAGCUGGAGAAGUUCUUCCAGGAGGACAAGCCCCUUAUGCCUUACGGGAUUGAUGAUGUUCACAGCCUCGCAACUGUUGACAUAUGGGUGCAUUCCGACUUCAUCUGCAAAGGCUACAUUUUGGGUCGCCUCAUUGACCCAUUGUACCGUGUCUACUGUGAGAUCCCCACGGCGAAAGAGCUAUGGAGAUCACUAGACAAGAAGUACAGAGGUGAGGACGCUGGCUGCCAGAAGUAUGUGGUCUCAAAAUUCCACGACUUCAAAAUGGUGGAUUCAAAACCCAUCAUGGAUCAGGUGGAAGCGCUUCAGCUCAUUUGCCAUGAAAUCGCUGUUGAAGGAAUGUCCAUCUGCGAGACAUUCACAACUCUCAGCUUCAUUGAAAAGCUUCCUCCAAGCUAUGCGGAUUUCAAGAACUACUUGAAGCACAAGAAGAAGAAGAUGGGACUCGAGGAGCUCAUCACGAGGCUUCAGAUGGAAUCCAGAAACCGAACUGCUGCAAAGGUCGGUACAAAGGAGCACAGUGUCAACAUGGCUGAGCACAAAGGCAAAGGAAAGGCCCACGCCUAUUCUCCUGCCAAGCCUUCCAAAACUGCUGCAGCCUUGAAGGCUUUUGGAAAAAACUUCAAGAACAAAGGUAUUGAGAUCAAUGCGAAUGUGGGGGAUUGUUGGGCCUAAUUAUUAAGCUUAUUAGCUCAAAUAAUGAAAGGCAAAUGUGAAAAGGAAAUGGGCUUACGAGCUCUUUGUAAAAAGCCAUGUUGGCAUUAAUGAAAGGAAAUAAGAGAGUCUCACAUCGAUUAAAACUUGAGAAAUUGUGAUGUAUAUAUAUGGUAUCACACUCUCCUUGGAUUAAACGGCUCAGAGGAAGAGAGAGCUCUCCACGCGCGCGCCGCCGUCGCCAUCCGGCCGGCUCGGCUCGGCUCGGCGUGGGCGUGGGCGUGGGCUCGGGCUUGGGCUUGGGCUUGAGUGGAGGGCCUUUGGCCCGAUAAGAAUUAUUCUUUUUGGACCAAGUUAAGCUUAACGCUUUGCCAUUUUCUUUCUAAAAAACAGCAUGACAUUUGUGUAUAAACGACAUGUAGUUCGUUUAAAAAUAACACAAAGUUUAUCUAUUCGAAAUGGAUCAGAACGAGUCAACAAGAGAGAAACUUGCGGAGAAAGCUGCUCAACGUUCCACUCCGAGAUCUUUGCGAGAUUUUCGGAAAAAACGUUCGCAACAGUUUCGAAAAACCGCUCCUAGUCUUCUCUUUAAAUACGGACUCUCCUCUUCUCAUUUUCUUCAACUUUUUCACAUCGAAACCAGCAUCAAAAUUCCCUUAGCGUAAGUCAUAAAAACGAGAGUGUUUCGUAGAGUUUAUAGUUCGAUAGGGCGAUCACGAGUGAGGCGUGAUUCGUCUGCCAUAGUUGUAUUCUGGGACUCUAUAUUCGUACAGUCCUGUCUCACUAACGGAACGAAUAUUUUGAGUUAAGGAAAGAGAUCAUAUCUCGCCUCCAUGUCUCGUUGCGAAUACGAUUUCUUAUCGUUCUCGUAUUUGUUUUCUAUAUUCGUCUAUUUCCUUAACUUCGCUUUUAUUAUAUCGUUUACAUCAGUCCGGUUUACCAGCUUCUACAUUAGCUACUUGCAUUGUCUGGAUUGAUUCUCUUUCUCACAUUUUCCCAUUUUCUUAUUUAAAUGGCCAUGUUUCUUCUCAAUGUGAAUUGAAUGUUUUUAGAUUCUGACGAGGGAACUCUCAAGUGUGCCACAUUCUCAGUCUGACAUGAUGGCUAGUAUGGUAUCUAGCAAGGGAGAAAAUGUUCCACUUCUUGCACGUGUAAAUCUCAAAUUGGGAACAUGGCAGUGGGCACUUUCUCCCGGAUUGAAUGAUGGGUCUAUUCAAGAAAUUCUUGAUGCCUUUAGCAAAUCUACCAUCUAUGCUCCUAAAUGGGCUAAGGCAUGGCACACAUGGGGGUUAUUCAAUACGGCAGUGAUGUCUCAUUACAUAUCAAAAGGUCAAAUUGCUUCUCAGUUUGUUGCUGCUGCAGUCACUGGAUGAUACUUCCAUUCUAUAGCAUGUGCAGCGAAUGCCAAAGGAGUUGAUGAUAGUUUACAGGAUAUACUGCGUCUUCUCACGUUAUGUUUCAACCAUGGAGCUACGGCUGAUGUCCAAACAGCAUUGAAGAGAGGAUUCAGUCAUGUCAGCAUUGACACAUGGCUUGUUGUGUUGCCUCCAAUAAUUGCUAGGAUACAUUCAAAUAAUCGUGCUGUCAGGGAACUGAUACAGUCUCUUCUCAUCCGCAUAGGAGAAAACCACCCGCAGGCUCUUAUGUAUCCCCUUCUCGUUGCAUGUAAAUCAAUAAGCAAUCUGCGUAGAGCUGCAGCUCAAGAGGUGGUUGAUCAAUUUCGCCAGCACAGUGGCGCCCUUGUGGAUCAGGCUAGUAGUCGGCUUCUUGUGCUUAUCUUUGUCUCUAUAUAUGAAAGUGUUUCUUUUAACUGAGCUAAUUGGUGACCCCUUUCCUUUACCCCUACAACAACCAAAAAAAAACAGGCACAACUUGUAUCACAUGAACUUAUCAGGGUUGCUAUACUUUGGCAUGAAGCACUAGAAGAAGCUAGUCGCUUGUAUUUUGGAGAACAUAACAUUGAAGGAAUGCUGAAAGUACUUGAGCCAUUACAUGAGAUGCUUGAAGAAGGUGCAAGAAAGGACAACGUGACCAUACAAGAGAGAGCAUUUAUAGAGGCAUACCGUCACGAACUACUAGAGGCAUAUGAAUGUUGUAUCAAUUACAAGAGAACUGGAAAAGAUGCUGAACUUACACAGGUGACGAAAAAUUUGAAACAAAAUUUCAGAUGUGUUCUUGGCCUUUAUCUCAGGAACGGGGCAUAACGACAUGUUUGUCAUUUUCAAUUGUUUUCAAACGGAUUGACAAACUGCUUGCCAGCCUCACGACAUUGGAUUUGGAGUUUGUGUCUCCUGAAUUGCUGCUGUGUCGUGACUUGGAGCUAGCUGUUCCUGGAACAUACCGUGCGGAUGCCCCCGUUGUGACGAUAGCAUCGUUUCCUCGUCAACUUCUUGUCAUAACAUCUAAACAACGACCACGGAAAUUGACUAUUCACGGAAAUGACGGUGAGGACUAUGCCUUUUUAUUAAAGGGACAUGAAGAUCUAAGGCAAGAUGAGCGUGUUAUGCAGCUUUUUGGUUUGGUGAACACUUUGCUCGAGAAUUCCAGAAAAACAGCAGAAAAAGAUUUGUCCAUCCAACGGUAUUCUGUAAUACCAUUAGUGGACUCAUUGGAUGGGUUCCCAACUGCGAUACCCUUCACCAUCUUAUUCGAGAAUACAGAGAUGCACGAAAGAUCAUCCUUAAUCAAGAACACAAACAUAUGUUGAGUUUUGCUCCAAACUACGGCAAUCUACCGCUCAUAGCAAAGAUUGAAGUAUUUGAGUACGCUCUAGAAAACACAGAGGGAAAUGAUCUGUCCAGGGUUAUGUGGUUAAAAAGUCGCUCGUCAGAGGUAUGGCUGGAGAGAAGAACCAACGAUACUAGAAGUUUAGCCGUUAUGAGUAUGGUUGGUUAUAUUUUUGGGUUAGGUGAUCGACAACCAAGUAACCUUAUGCUAGAUAGAUACAG
Brassica rapa (field mustard) is the source of this 7870-nucleotide messenger RNA. Its product is annotated as serine/threonine-protein kinase TOR-like. The record is from RefSeq and is a predicted model, not a curated record. Gene Ontology annotation, cellular component: nucleus; TORC1 complex; TORC2 complex. NCBI's taxonomy places the organism in Eukaryota, Viridiplantae, Streptophyta, Magnoliopsida, Brassicales, Brassicaceae. Gene Ontology annotation, biological process: negative regulation of macroautophagy; TOR signaling. Gene Ontology annotation, molecular function: protein serine/threonine kinase activity.